AACGGCCUCGCUCCUUCCCCCUCCUCCUCCUCUCCUCUCUCCUUCCUCCUCUACCUACCGCUGCUGCAUCUGCCUGUGUGCUGGUUAGUGUUCGAGGAGCGGAAGAGGAGGUCGAUCGAGAUGGGGAGGGGGCGAGUGCAGCUGAAGCGGAUCGAGAACAAGAUCAAUCGGCAGGUGACCUUCUCCAAGCGCCGAUCCGGGUUGCUCAAGAAGGCCCACGAGAUCUCCGUCCUCUGUGACGCCGAGGUCGCCCUCAUCAUCUUCUCCGCCAAGGGCAAGCUCUACGAGUACUCCACCGAUUCCAGUAUGGAAAAGAUUCUUGGACGAUACGAGAAUUACUGGUACGCAGAAAAGGCAUUCAUCUCAUCAGAUCUGGAUUCUCAGGGCAAUUGGUGUCAAGAAUACCGCAAACUCAAAGCUAAGUUGGAGGCUUUAAGUAGAAGUCAAAGGCAUCUGAUGGGAGAACAACUGGAGUCCUUGAAUAUUAGAGAACUCCAACAACUAGAGCAUAAACUGGAGAUUUCCCUAAAGCAUGUUAGGUCAAGAAAGAAUCAAGUCAUGUUUGACUCCAUUGCCGAGCUUCAAAGCAAGGAGAAGGCACUGCAGGAGCAAAACAAGAAUUUAGAGAAGCAGAUCGUGGAGAAGCAGAAGGCUAAAGUUGUCAACCAGCAAGCUCACUGGGAUCAUGCACAAAGAAGCUCGGCAUCACCGCCCUCGUUAAUGGCGGAAGCUGACCCUACCUUCAACAUCGGGCCUUAUCAAGGUAUGGCAGCUGUAUACGGGCAACAUCAGGUACGGACCAGUAAUGGUUUAUUGCCGCCGUGGAUGUUCCGUCCCUUGAACGGUUAGCGAUGACAUUUCCUUUUCUCGCAUCAAACCCCGUACAACUAAAGGCUGAUGUGAAAAGCGGUCUUCCACCGAAGGUCUCCAGGUCAAUUUUGAUCUAAGGUUUCCCUUCGAUCUCUAAUAAGUAAAUGGGACCGAAGAAAUGUAACAGCCACCGGUAGCGUCGAUCUCUCUUUAGCACGUGUAUAACUAUUUGUAGCAAAACUAGAAAGACUUCUUUAGCCUGUACAGACGACACAUUCUCUCCACAACAAUUAAAAGCAAGUAUAUCAGUCA
Messenger RNA from Musa acuminata AAA Group (dessert banana), 1122 nucleotides. Its product is annotated as truncated transcription factor CAULIFLOWER A-like. Gene Ontology annotation, cellular component: nucleus. NCBI's taxonomy places the organism in Eukaryota, Viridiplantae, Streptophyta, Magnoliopsida, Zingiberales, Musaceae. The coding region runs from base 121 to 849 and encodes 242 amino acids. The transcript has 8 exons. Gene Ontology annotation, biological process: positive regulation of transcription by RNA polymerase II. The record is from RefSeq and is a predicted model, not a curated record. Gene Ontology annotation, molecular function: protein dimerization activity; DNA-binding transcription factor activity, RNA polymerase II-specific; RNA polymerase II cis-regulatory region sequence-specific DNA binding.